UAUACACGAAUUCUAGUCUAGAUAUUAAUUUUCCAAUGCAUUUGGUCGAUUCAAAUCAAUCCAUGAAUCACCGGUAGUCAGGCAUGCGCAGUGAUCGCGUAUUUGUGUUUUUGUUUACUAUUUGAAUAUCCUCCACGAAAAAUGAAUCCUUCCUCACCGGACCAAGAUUUCAGGUAAAACUUGUAAAACUCUGAAUAGAACAUGUAGGAUAUACUCGCAGAUGAAAACCUCAUUGAUAAUGGUACAAUGAAUAAAUGUUAUGAGCUAACAACAUUUAGGUUAUAUUCAGAGUUGAGGUCUCUCCCAAGUUCUGAAUAUUAAAGAAUUUUUGAUUCAUUAAUUACAGGAACAAUGAUGCUUGGGAAGACGAAGAAGGAGUGGAUGAGAAUGAGGUGCCAAUGGAACCCACCAUGACGGCUGGACUUACUCGUCCACCUCGAAUGACAAACAGCCAACUAGACAUAUUGAGAGAUAUAUAAAAUCACCCUGUGACCUGUCAGGAUUGGGUUGGCUUGAGUCACAUCAGGUCACGUCAGGUCGGUUGGGGUCACGUCGGCUCGGGUCACGUCGGGUCGACUCGGAUCACGUCAGGUCGGCCUCAGGACCACAUCUGUGUCGCCCCAGGGCCGAUCAGUGUCGCCCCAGGGCCGCAUCAGUGUUGCCCCAGGGCCGCAUCAGUGUCGCCCCAGGGCCGCAUCUGUCGCCACAGGGCCGAAUCAAGCGUCGCCUGAAUUUUUGGGCUUAUUUUUUUAUUAUAUAGAGAGAUACAGAAUUUGCACGGGAUGGUGAUCUCGGACUUCGGGGACAUUCAACAAAGAAUGAUCUGACAGUAGAGUAAGUUAUACUGCUAUCACCUUCGCAUCUGCCAAUGCUAUAGUUACCAAUUUGUUUCAUGUGUAGGCUGGCUGAAACAGUAUCAUCUCAGGGUUGCAAGAGGACAAUCAAGCAGUGCUUAAAUGCAUGGAAUGGUCUAAAAAAAGAGCCUUGGAAAAGCAAUCAUGUCUAAGGAGGCUUCUACAACAAACUGGGAAUCCAACAAUUCCCAAGGGAGUGCAAUUGAGCCCUAGAGAUGAGAAGGUGUUGGCAAUCUGGGGAAAAUUAACGACAGGGCCGAUUGCAGGUGGGAGUGCUGGGUUUCCAAAGAAGAGACUCGUCGAAGUGCAAACAUCAAGUGAAUCGAAAAAAGCACGGGUGUCCAAGCCAGAGACACGUAAGGCCAAAGCAUCGGAUGCUUUGAGUCAACUCAUGGAGUUUUCUGUGGAAAAUAUGAAUCAAGGACAGGAGCACACCGGCAUGAUGCGACAAUAUCUGCAGUAUAUGCCUCAAAUUGCCCAGGGUAUACAAUCGUUGCCACAACUUGUUGAAGUGCAAAAAAAGGAUGGCAGCUGUCAUGAAGACAUUCCUGCUACAGCGCGCUGCGAUAACUGGAGACUCCAGACUCUACAUGCAGAGAGCCGCCGGUAGAUUCGUGCAACUUUCAGUCAAAUGCAGCGCGAUCUUCAAUAUCUUCGCUGCCUUUCCCAAAUUCGUUCUUUGGUCAAUUUUCACCGCCUGCAGCAGGCCAACAUGAGUUUCCAGUCGGAACAUUCACCCCGCCCAUCACCAGCUGUCUUGCCUCAUCCAUCCCCAGAUUGCUCAUGAG
This is a messenger RNA of Diachasma alloeum, 1642 nucleotides long. RefSeq lists its product as uncharacterized. The record is from RefSeq and is a predicted model, not a curated record. Lineage: Eukaryota; Metazoa; Arthropoda; Insecta; Hymenoptera; Braconidae. The coding region runs from base 961 to 1464 and encodes 167 amino acids. The transcript is spliced from 5 exons.